GUGCGCGCUGGUCAUGAAUAGCUGAUGAACAUGGCAAGGACAGCUAAAAGGACAGACGAAGGCAAUGAAUACCGCGUAGAAAUAACCAUAAUGGAACAUACAAACUAUUUUUAGGGCGCGACCGAUUGUUUAUUAUCGUCACGCUUUAGUCUGUGACCUUGGGAUUUUGACAGAUUCGUUUAGAACGGGGGAUUUGGAAUCCUACAUAUCCGUCAUAUACCGCAUUCACUUUGCUAAGGUCGAGCCCACUUAGCAAUGGAUUUUAUCCUGAGCGGGGCAGCUGCCUGCGGGGCUUGCCUGUUCACAAACCCACUGGAGGUUGUCAAAACUCGGAUGCAAUUACAGGGAGAGCUCAAAAGCCGGGGGACAUACCAGAUUUACUACCGCAACGUUUUCCACGCUUUUUACACUAUCGGCAAAGUAGAUGGACUCGCUGGUUUACAGAAAGGUUUGGUACCGGGACUUGUCUAUCAGUUUUUUAUGAAUGGAGUGAGGCUUGGGUCGUAUUCAAUCAUUGAGUCAUCUGGAUACAUCCACACGGACGGGAGGGUUAGUGCAGCCAAGACCACAGUUGCAGGGGCUGCGGCUGGAGUAGUUGGGGCAGUGAUGGGAAGUCCCAUCUACUUGGUGAGUAUUGCGCAUGCCCGGCAUCAUGGGUUAUCGUUUGUGUGUUUACACUCAUGGCUAGUGCGUGAUCGUAUACAGAUGUAUUUAAAUGUCUGGCCUGUACUUUCUAAUGCUGAAAACAUCCCCAAUGUCAGAAUGACAUUGUCAGUGGUGUAGUCUCUAGACCAGCGGUUCCCAACCUUUUCCCUUCCGGGGGGGGGGGGGGGGGGGGGACGACGACGACGACGACGACGACGACGAUGAUGACGACGACCAAAUCACCGUCAAAAGCUCUUGAGGACCACCAUUCGCUGAGUCGCAGAAUCGUUUAACUUGCUGCUCAAUUUUAUCAUAAAUGUAACAGAUUAAAGGCUUAUUAUUAUUAUUAUUAUUAUUGUUAUUAUAAACAAUUUGCAUUGUGAAGUAAUGUAAAAUUGCGUAUAAUACCAUUAAUACUCCCAACUAUUAUUAUUUUUUGAAGAAAAUGAAAUAAAAGAUGAAAUAAAAUAAUCGCGGACCACUUGAAACCACUGCUCUAGACUAGAGGACAGUUGGUGAGAUGAGUGAAGGCUUGACAUUCCUGUUGUUUACAUCACUCAGGUGAAGACUCACAUUCAGAAUCAGGCCACUUCCUCUAUAGCUGUUGGACAUCAGUAUCAACAUCAGGUAAGGUCUAGUCCUCAAUCAAUGAAAUAAAUCACGUUUGUCAAAUGUUCAUAUACAUUGUAACUACUGUACUCACCCCUUCCAUCCAUUUCUACAUUUUACUCCUCCUACCCCUCCAUCUCUCUACCCCUUAAUCUCUCUGUCUACACUUCCAUCUCUCCUUCUACCCCUCCAUCUCUCACCCCUCCAUCCUUCCCUCUCUCUCUCAGGGGAUGGUCCAUGCUCUGGCAGCGAUCCACAAGCAGCAUGGUAUCCUAGGCCUGUGGAGGGGCUCCAGUGCAGCUGUACCCAGGGUCAGCGUGGGGUCAGCUGCUCAACUCUAUUCCUUCGCUGCCUCCAAGGAGCUUGUCAUCGACCUACAGGUCAGGACGUGUUGUUAAGACAAUUCUCUUGGGACAGACGGUUAACAUAUCCUAAAUUGAGUAGCUGUCCAGUGAGCAUGGGAUAUUUGGUCCUGUGAUGCCAAGAUUAGUGUGGUAGUAGGAUAGAUGGAGGCACACAUAGUCUACAGGAUCAAAAGAGGAGCCUAGACAACUAGCUGUCUGUGUCAGGGAUGAAGAGGGACGCUAUCAGGGAACCGGAGGGGUGAAAGGACCAAUAUUUAAUUGUUGCCUGCUAAAUCUAAUUUCAGAGAGAUAAGUAGGCAUACAUCAAUUCAAUCAAUCAAUCAAUAUCUUUGACUCUGUUGGCCUAUUCCACCAUUAGGUCUAUGCCCCCUGAAUGUUGGCUGUUUUUUGUUUACAAAACUCCACAUCAAAGUCAAUUUAUAACAACACAGAUGUUAUUUGUGUUGUAUAUCAUAGAGGACAGAGGUAUUUGGGCAAUUCCACAGUAACGGAAUUAUGCUUUGACGCCGAAUUUUCACUUUAAAUGUAUGCCAAACAAAAAACAUUGAUUAAAAAAUUUAGCAAACCAUACAAGGAUUACUUUGAAAAAUGUACACAGAAAAUUUAACUAAAACACAUUUACUGGAAGAACUGUGCAAAUGCAAAGAUUGGUAACAGAAUUACAGUAAAAUCUCUAGUUUUUUAUCUGACCACAUUUUCCAAAAACUCUGUUAACCCUUUACACUCGUACUGGUAUGCGAGUUGAAAAUGACAGAUUUGGGCACUGAUAAGAGCCUAAAUUGGAACACAGUGGCUGUACAGUAACAUGCUAUAAAUUAUGGCAGAGCUCAGGUCUCCGCUUCACAGCUCUGUAUGGGUUUUGAAUGACAGCCGUUCUGAACUUGAGCACCGCACGCAACAAAGAAGUUGCCCCCAUCUCUCCCGGUAAUUGGGCAACUUUUGCAACUUUUUUUGUUGUCUGAGUGAGCGAAAUGCUGAAACUAAAGAGGACUGUAUGCAUUUUGAAAGAUGAGACAUUGAGGAUUAUAAUAAAUACCAGUUUGAUGUAAUACAAGCAAGCCAAACACCCGUGAGUCCAAAUGUGCACUUCACAUUUCCAUAUCAUAAAACUCACGUCAUAUACAAUGUCAACGGUUAUGAUCAUUAUGUUUGAUGUACAGUUCCAAGAUGACAUGGCGUCAUACCCUGGGUUGUUCUGAACAGAAUGAGCCUGUUUGUCUAUUGUGAAGAAAAUUUGCUGUGGAACAUGCACCUGAAUGCACACAUUAAUCCUUUCUAUGCACGUACAAAUUACAAUUAGUUUCUCUGAAUUGCCUUGUGAAAGCCUAACACUGUAAGAUCAUAUUUUAUAACUUAGCUAGUCAUGUUGGCAAUAGAACAAGCUUUCAAAUGAUGCCCACCUGACCCAGAUUGCGAUUUAUAAUGGGCUGUUUUUGGAUUGCGUAAACAACAACAGUAAUUGUGUGAUUGCAGGGUUGUGUUCCAAACAAAACAACUACAAGUGUGCUUGCUCUAGUUCCUCAAUGGCACAGCUAGGAGAGCUAAAAAAAGAAUAAUAGCAACUUAUAGUUAAUUACUCUUCUUUGAGUCAUAAAAGGGCAUAGUAAUUACUUAGUAACUGUGCACACUUUGGAGAGAUGUGUGGCCACCUGGAGACACCAGUUAGUCCUCUCACUCAAACGCUUUUGUCUUAUGUUGCACACACCCCACAUUUUCCAGGAUUAUUUUUAUCAUGUUACUGAAUGUAUCCAGAGUGUUUUCUGAUUUCAUUAUCAACAAAUGUGGCGAAAAGUACAGUAAAUCUAAAAUGCACAUAAAAUCAACAGUGUAAUGUUUGGAUUCAGAAUUACAGUGCAUAUGGAAAGUUUUCAGACCCCUUGACUUUUUCCAAAUUUUGUUACGUUACAGCCUUCUAAAAUUGAUUAAAUUGUUGUUGUUUUUCUGGUCAUCAAUCUACACACAAUACCCCAUAAUGACAACGCAAAAACAGGUUUUUAUAAAUUUUUGCAAAUUUAUUACAAAUAAAAAAAAUGGAAAUAUCACAUUUUAAAUAAGAAUUCAGACCCUUUAUUCAGUACUUUGUUGAAGCACCUUUGGCAGCGAUUACAGCUUAGUCUUCUUGGGUAUGACGCUACAAGCUUGAAUAAUUCUAAAAAGAAUAAUGUGCAAAUGUUGUACAAUCCAGGUGUGUAAAGCUCUUAGAGACUUACCCAGAAAGACUCACAGCUGUAAUCACUGCCAAAGGUGAUUCUAACAUGUAUUGACUCAGGGGUGUGAAUACUUAUGUAAAUGAGAUUUCUGUAUUUCAUUUUCAAUACAUUUGCUAAAAUGUCUAAAAACAUGUUUUCACUUUGUCAUUAUAGGGUAUUGUGUGUGGAUGGGUGAGAGAGUUUGCCUUUUUGCCCAACAUUUCAUUUAAGGUGCUCCAAAGCUUUUUACUAUCAUUCUUUAUAUAAUUUAUCUUUUUCAUAGUACAGUUUCCAAUUUUUUGGUUUAGUCACAUGAUUUUUCGAUUUACAGGACGUUUGAUGAUUAGCUGUGCAGCCAGACUUAUUUGCCAUUCCUUUUGCCUCAUCCCUCUUAACCAUACCAUUUUUCAAUUCCUCAUCAAUCCAUGGGGAUUUAAGUUUUUACAGUAAAAUUUGACUCUUAGCUUUCAUUUGAAACCUAUGAACUUCACAUGUUGGUGCUCAUGUUUUUGUUUAGAUGGAAAUGCCCAUUUGUAAAUACUGUACAUAAUGUACUACAACCUUAUGGUUACCACAGCAGUGCUCUGUAUCUGGUAGGGUGUUCUCUGUUCAUUUUGGGACGUUUGACACCAUUCAUACCACGUGGUGUUUACAUAACUCUGUUUGGUGGGGAAAAAAUUACUAGCUAGGUUAUUAUUCAGCUCAAUCUAAACUAAAUAGAUAACAGAAGUUUCAUAUUACAGAAGAACUCUGCAUUGAUCUUAUUUUUAUUAUUUUAGUCAUAUCAUAAGAUCUGCUAUGUUAACAGCUGGAUACUGGCUGUCUGACCACUAAGGGAUGGUUCCUCAGACACAGAUUAAUGCUAGUCCUGGAUUAAAAGGCACUUUCAAUAGAGAUUUUCCAGUGUCUGGGACAGUUAUUUUCGGGAAACCAGCCCUAAGCAUACCUCACUAAGUUACCCUUUUCUCUCUCCCCCUACCAGGUGUUCCCAGAGGGCAGCUGGCUGGUGGCUCUGUGUGCAGGUAUGAUCAGCAGUGUGGUGGUGGUGGCAGCCAUGACACCCUUUGACGUGGUCAGCACACGGCUCUACAACCAACCUGUGGAUCAUACAGGCAAGGUCAGUGGUUUACUUUACAUGGUCCUUCCUGUGUGGCUCAGUUGGUAAGAGCAUGGCGCUAGCAACACCAAGGUCGUGGGUUCUAUUCCCGCAGUGAUCACAUGCACAUACUAAAUAUGUAUGCUGUCACUGUGCUGCCAAGUGGCUCUGAAAAAAACUCUCACAAGGGAAAGGGUGUGUUGAGCAAAAUAUAAAGAUUAACAUUCCUGCAGGUCUACAGUAUUGAUAAAAGGGACCCAAGUGACCCACUGUUGUUUACCACAUGAAUUGUCUUAAUGUAAUUGUACUACUCUCUAACAUGGCUCUGAAUACUGACUGGAUAUCCUCUCAUUUCCAGGGAGAGCUCUAUAAGGGUUUUGGGGACUGCUUCUCGAAGACACUGAAGAAGGAGGGUGUGACAGGGCUCUACAAAGGCCUGGGUGCAUCCUACUUCCGUCUGGGGCCACACACCAUCCUGUCUCUACUGUUCUGGGACGAACUGCGGAAGCUCUGGCAGCAGCGCAGAUAGUAGCCGGCAGGCAGGGCAAGCUCUACUCUGCCAGCAACACAGAUAGUAUCAGGAAAGGGAGACUCAGGCCGUGUUCCAGGCCAUCUGCAAAGCAGUUGCGCUGCAUAAAUUAACCAAUGAUUGCCACGUCAUCUAUACUGCAGUCGGGCAUCAGAAUUAUAUAUUUUUUGUAUAGGUUUUAUUAAUAUUUUUUCUCAAACAAUAACAACCUAC
This is a messenger RNA of Coregonus sp. 'balchen', 5646 nucleotides long. NCBI's taxonomy places the organism in Eukaryota, Metazoa, Chordata, Actinopteri, Salmoniformes, Salmonidae. The record is from the annotation of a GenBank genome assembly.